UUUUAGCUUCAAGGUUAUACAUGAAAAGAAUAACAUGUCUGAUUAUCUCCCAAUCGAAUGUCUUACACAGAUACUGGUUAGAGUACCAGUGAAGUCAUUGUUGAGAUUCAGGUGCGUUGCGAAGACAUGGCAUUCUCUCAUUUCAAGCCCUGCAUUCAUCGCCACCCACCUCAAUCAUGCUCGUCAUAAAGCUAGCCAUGGUGAAAGAAGCAAGCUGCAGGACCAGAUUAUUCUGUUUCGACACUACUCUGCAUGCGAAUAUGCUGACGAAGACGACCAUGGGUUACGGACAUGGAUCACUAGAGACGAGGAAGAGUGCUUUGCUUUGCACAAGGAUGAUGAAUCUUUUCCCCACAGUCCCACCUUGAACCUCAAUCCCCCACAUAACAGGUGGAGUGGGGAGUACUUCCCAAUUGUUGGCCUGAUGAAUGGGAUAGUUUGCUUGGUUGACUGGAGCAGGUGUGUUUUUUGGAACCCUUCUUUGAAUACAACAAUGAAGACCUCCUUUCAAACUGGAGCAGGUACAUUCUUCAGUCCUGUUAGGCAUAUCUUUGGUCUUGGAUGUGACCCCAUUACCAAUGACCUCAAGCUGGUAAGACUUGCCUAUCUUAAGAAAAAUGUUGUUCCACCUGUAGUCGAGAUUUUCACCCUAGUUACUAAAUCAUGGCGAGAGGUUGCCGGCCCUGGUCCUAUGUAUAUUCUGGUGCAAAGUAAAUCUUCACCACAGGCCUUUGUGUCAGGUGCAUUCCACUGGGUUGCACAUACUCCACCAGGACAGGGUUCUUCAAGCAAUGUGAUUGUGGCAUUCGAUAUGGCGAAUGAGGUGUUUUCUGAGAUUGCACUCCCCAGCUGUUUAGCUUCAAAGGCUCACUUGAAUAUGACAGUGGUUUUGUUGAAUGGUUCACUUGUUUUGGUCCCAGAUAAUGCGUUCUAUGGAGACUCAUACUACUCAAGAUCCGUGUGGAUCAUGAAAGAGUAUGGUGUGGUAGAGUCUUGGAGGAAAUUAUUUGAUAUUGAUAUCGGCCAACAAGGAGUGGGAAGAGUGAUCACUUUCAGAAACAAUGGGGAACUUCUAUUGAUUAGCGAACGGAACGAACUGUUAUCAUAUGAACCCUAUACUCGAGAGACUAGAGAUCUUCAUUUCAAAGUAAGACCUUCUGAUGGAACUUCUUAUAACACCGGCUCUUAUUUUGUAGAUACUCACAUGGAGAGCCUUGUUCUGUUGAAGGAAGCACCUAAUGAAGACUAAUGGCUGGACUUCUCCAAUGAUGAUGCUAUUUUGCUUCAUCAUUUUAGCACUUAUCAUCAAAUGUUUUGUUAGCUCUAAGUUU
This is a messenger RNA of Argentina anserina (silverweed cinquefoil), 1331 nucleotides long. Its product is annotated as F-box/kelch-repeat protein At3g23880-like. Gene Ontology annotation, molecular function: protein binding. The record is from RefSeq and is a predicted model, not a curated record. The transcript has a single exon. NCBI's taxonomy places the organism in Eukaryota, Viridiplantae, Streptophyta, Magnoliopsida, Rosales, Rosaceae. The coding region runs from base 35 to 1249 and encodes 404 amino acids.